AUGGAAUUCCAAAAUCUGCUGGCUGAUGCCGGGAUCUCUCCAGAGCUUCACAUGUUAACUGCUAUACAGCUCAUUACAACGACCCCACUACUACAUCCUGCAUUUGAAAAGCACGAUCGUAUAACGUUGAAAAGACAAGCUAUAAAGUAUUUACGAUAUGAGGCAGCAAAGGGUAACAUAGAAGCAAAGGCUAAGCUUAUCACGAUUUUCCUUGACGAAGACAGCCCCCAUCAGAGCGAGGCUGAGAUAUGGACCAGGAGCAUAUUCGAUCGCCGACUAUCGCUUGCAUUGGCAGCUUGCAGACAGGACAUGUGCGAAGAUGGUCUUGAGAAACCUUUGCUCGAUACUAUAUUUGAGUUGGCAGAUGCAGACACCGCACAAGCUUGCUUUUUAGCUGGGUUGGUUCUUAUCGAUGGCAUUGGUGUUGACCAUGAUGUGAAACAAGGCGUUGCGUAUCUGAGAAAAGCAGUGAACGCUGGGCACAGCAAUGCAAGAGUUGAGCUCGCUGCAAUCCUAAGCGACAUCAUCAAAUACCCAUCCAUUUACGAUUUACAGCAAAGUGUAACCCUUUACCAGACAGCAGUAGAAUCGACUACACAACCUCGACGUCUUUCAGCUGCCAAUAUACGCGCAUUUACCAAUCUUGCCAGGCUAUACUAUGAGGGUGGUGAAAAGAUUCCACGUGACCUUGAUAUGGCGUACAAGUACGCGCGUCGCGUGGCAGAAGCCACAGGGGAACAAUAUUGCCAGUACAUUGUUGGUGACGUAUUGCUAACUGGCAAUAAUCAAUACGUCCAAGAAGCUAUUUUUUGGCUAACACAGUCUGCUACGCAAGGUUUCCCAUUGGCAAUAGAAUCGUUAUCACGCAUCUAUUUUUUUGGUAUUGAAAAAGAGAUCAAACAGGACUAUGAGCAAGCACAUGAAUGGUGUAUCAGAGGCGACGAAAUAUGGCCUUCGGGUUUAAGCUUUUGUCAAACAUGCCUGGGGGAUAUGUAUCGUUCCGGCUUAGGCGUGCCAAAGGACCUUCUACGUUCAUUCGAAUACUAUCAGAAAGCAGCCAGCCAACGAGAUGUCCCGCAGAAUUAUGCCAACUAUGCCAGAUUCAUGCUCGGAGAGAUGUUUUUCAAGGGUGAAGACUGGCCCAAAAACUAUGCUGUGGCUAUUGAAUACUACAAACUCGCUGCUGCAGAGAAUUAUGAAGCAGCUCAACAUAGGCUUGAGCAACUUUUGGCCUCGCAGGAAUAUAAAAAUACGCAAGUACCGCAAACGCGUGCACAACCAAAGACUUGGAGGCUAUGGUCCUUGUUCCGACGUGGGAAACCAACAGCACCUUCCACUACAUCUAUAAAUGCCGGAAUCGGUGUAUAG
Lichtheimia ornata is the source of this 1368-nucleotide messenger RNA. RefSeq lists its product as uncharacterized. The transcript is spliced from 4 exons. Gene Ontology annotation, molecular function: protein binding. NCBI's taxonomy places the organism in Eukaryota, Fungi, Mucoromycota, Mucoromycetes, Mucorales, Lichtheimiaceae. The record is from RefSeq and is a predicted model, not a curated record. The coding region runs from base 1 to 1368 and encodes 455 amino acids.